This is a messenger RNA of Hirundo rustica (Barn swallow), 7146 nucleotides long. RefSeq names its product Rho guanine nucleotide exchange factor 4 (gene ARHGEF4). Lineage: Eukaryota; Metazoa; Chordata; Aves; Passeriformes; Hirundinidae. Bases 143 to 6952 code for a protein of 2269 amino acids. Gene Ontology annotation, molecular function: protein binding; guanyl-nucleotide exchange factor activity. The record is from RefSeq and is a predicted model, not a curated record. The transcript is spliced from 15 exons. Gene Ontology annotation, biological process: intracellular signal transduction.
UAGAUGUUUGGGUGCAUCAGCAGAAGAGGAGAAAGGAAGACAAGAGGCUGGGGCAGAAGAUAUUAAUAAUGCUGGCAGUAGUGCUGCCCACAAAGAGCUGGAUUUGGGACAAACGUACCUUACCUGUUUGCCUGAACAAUAUAUGAAAGUGAAAUUCACUCAGACAGUGUACCUGACAUGCUGGCUAUUGUUGAAACUCUGCAAGGAGUGCCAAAGAGGUGCUGUAAGAAGGACUGCUGGAGAAACAGGAGAGAGUACUUCUGAGAAGACACAGUGCCACACUGAGACCCCACAGCCAGUUGAAAACUAUAUCAGUGAAGGAGAGUUUGAAGAUGAUCUGAGUUCUUCUACCCCAAGCACAACCGAGCUGGAGGUACGUGGAUCCAGCCAAGAAACAGAUGAAGAUUAUUUUGAAACUGUGUCACAUCAGAGCGGAUCUUUGUCAGAUGUAAAAACUGAGCCUUAUGAGAGUGCUUCAGACACAGAAUCCCUUUCCAGUGACAUAACUGGGAAUGCUUGCUCGGAUUCAAACUGCCUGUUUACUGAAAAAAAACCCCUGUGCUGUAAUCCUCCCAAAGAAAAGGAAGAAACCUUCCGUGAACUGAAGUGCUCCAGGCAACGCGAGUUCACACAGCGCGUACAGCUAGAAUUGCCCUCCAAAAUAAAAGAAGCACCAAGCAAAACUGAAUUUUGCAUACAGUUUGCAGAGUUAGAGGGCGAAGAAUUGGGUGAUGAAGAGCUAACGUUACCUGGUGAUAUUUGCAUCACAGGGAGCCAAGUCUAUGAAGAGCGCAUUUUAUCACAGACUAAGAAAAAGUCAAUAACAGCACUGCAGAGUAAGGCAGAGUUAGAAAGCAGUGGAGUGCAGUCCUGUACCAACUCAGUACUUACAGAAAACGGUGUUGCAAGACUGAAGGAACAUCCUGCAGUAUUUAACAUUGCUUGUUUCAAAGCAAACUCAGAAAGUUGUUUGGUUUUUCCUGAGGUACAGCAGUUUUCCUUCUGGUCAUAUGCAGCAGCAAGCUGUAGUUUGCCUAAUCUUCAUUUUGAAACAAAUGGGCCUAACUGUAAAAGUGACACUGAGACGUCUGACUGUAAGUGUGAAUUAAAGUCUAUGUCCAGUAUAAAAUGCAGCAGGAGGAAUUCAGCUGACAGUGAGGACACUACAGGUAAAAGGAUAAAACAUGGAAGCACAGAGACCAUGUUGACAUCACAUUCACCCUUCUACCAGAGUUGCUUCAACCCAAAAUCUCGGCUACCACGCACAAGGUCAGAGAUUACAGAAAGUAAAACAUGGCACAGCGUACCUGAAAAUAUCAGUGCUCAAAGUGAGACAGAAUGUGUGGUGAGCUGUAUUCACCCAGCUGACAAAUUUAGAUGGUCAUGUUCCAGAAUACAUCUUCAAGAUCUGGAUUUUGAAUACACUUGGAAAAACUUAGGAAGGGUAACUGUAAGCACUGAAAAGGUUACUGAAGAUGAGGGCCAAUUUGGCAUAAAGAGAUCUGCUCUUGGUACUGACACAGACUCAAAGGAGUGUCAGGUUUCUCAAGCAGCAGCCUCCCCCCAGUGCAUUGAUUAUUAUUUACACUCUAAAUCAGAGGGACGUGGCCUUAGCCCAGAGCCAGCUGGUAAUUGUGCUGACAGCUUAACAUGGAGUGAUGCUUGUGAGGGCAAUCCAAAGCAAAAGGAGACAUCCUCUUCCCUGGAUCGGGAUCCAGUGAUUAUAAACACUGAGGAACUUAAGCAAAACAAUGAGGGCAAAGCUGAAAGAGAUCUGGAAGCAAGUAGAUUCCCAUGUGAUAUCGAUGGUGAAUGGGACACUGGUGACACUGAGAACCCUGCAGCUUCUCAUGCAGGGGUUCCUGCUGUUGUGGAAAGCAGAGACCUUGAUUGUUCUGUAAACUGGGUUUCCAAUAGUGGAAUACAGCACAAACAUUUGAAGGCGAAUGGCCUUGAAUCUGAACUGUCAGAUUCAGAGAUUGCAGCAGGAGAAAGAUGGGCAGAUGAUUCUUCUAAUCUUGGCUUUGGUUGGGAAGUCCUGGAAACUGCAACGCAACCAGAUGGCAGUGACAGAGGAGCAGAGCACGGAGAGUCAGUGCAGCAAAAUACAAGUUGCAAAACCGGUGCCUUGAGGAGCCACUGGGAGCUAGAAACAAAUGAACAUCCUGCUCACAAAGGAAAGGAUGAAGAGAGUGUCUUUGCUGUUGAAAGGACUCCCAGAUCAGAUUAUAUAAGGCAGGGAAGGGAUUUAAUGACAAUUCCAGAAUUAAAGCCUGCCUUAAUUAUAGUGUCUGUAGAGGAGAAAGGAUUACACUCCAAAACACUGAAUGAUAACCUUCCUACUGAUGUGGUAGCUGAAACAUUGGGAAAUGUAGUGAGCAAGGAUUUGAUGCCUCCUCAUACUGUCAGUAAAGCUCAUGAUGAGCCAGAGAGAGUUCUGAGUGAAAGCUGUAACUGUGAAGAACAAAUUCUGGCCAUCCACCCUCUUCCUGGCAGUACAGAGAUACCCUCUGGUAAGGAUGCAGCCGAAGUAAAACCAGAAACUUCAGAAGAGAAAAGAGAGAAAACAGAAGCAGCUUCAUUCCUAGGAUUAACCUGUAGUAAUUCUGCAGUAUCAAGUGCAAAAGUGGAAUUCGGGAAUGUUGCUUUACCACUAGGCAGUCAUACAAUUAUUGCAGAAAGUCAGAUGGAUUCAUGUGAAAAAUCCCUUGUAAAAUGCCCCAGUGGAAGCGGUGUGAAGGCCUCUGAGGAAGGUUCCUGCAGAACAGGAACACUGGUGUCCGGUGCAGUGACACUGGAAACCAGCAGCAGUGUAAGAAGUGUGUAUCGGGGAGGUGGUGCUGGUGUCAGCCUUGAAGGGCCCAGUGUCAGCACUGUAAAGUCACAGGGCAGAGGUGAUCUGAUGGCCUCCGAGGAAGAGCCCUGCAAAACAAAGAGUGGUUUUGAAUUCAAGACCGGAGAGUUAGGAAAGUCAGGCUUUAGAAACCCUGGAAUGAGCCACUACCAGGUGUCUAAGGAAGAGGGAUUCAAAGCACAUCGAAGCACAGAGAAAGGUUUAAAUAUUACCAGUGCAAUGACACUGGACACCAGCAGCAGUACAAGCAGUUUGUGUGAGGGACAUGGUGCUGAUGUCAGCCCUCAGGGGCCCAGCAUUGUCUCUGAACAAGCAAUAGGCAGGCAAGGAAAUGAAAGAUGUAAUGGCUCAAAUGAAAAACCAGGCAUUUGUGUAGAACCCUCUCUUUGGGAAAGAAAGGAGGGCUCUCCUGCAGAAGACACCUCUAGCCCCAGCAAAGACAGUGCACUUGGUCUGGAUGUGCCUGAUGUCUUUGAUGAGUCUCUGAACAGGGAGACCCAGAGCACUUUCAUGCUGGGCCUGGAUAAUGUAAGUACCUGCAGCACUAACAGCGAGGAGCUGGAUGAGAACUCAUCCCACACCCUGGGAAGUAACAGCAGUCUUCAUAAAACUGUACAAAAGCCAACAAAGAAUGAGAAUAGCGGGAAAGCUUCCAAGUUUUUAGUAUUUUCAAAAAUGACAUCUUUCAGGAAAACUAAGCCUGCCUCAUGGGAAAAUCAGGGGAGCAGCAGUAUCUUUGGCAGCAAGGCAAAGACAGAAGAACUGGAUGUUGGGAAAGAUGAUGAAGACACUGCAAGUUUACUGUCUUUCAGAAGCUGUUCAUCUGGUUUACUCUUUCACAGGAAGGAAAGCUACACCUCUGAGUAUUCUGAUGAUGAUGAUUUAUUUUAUGAGAGACCCGCAGGAUUAUUCAAUAGAUUGAGCCUGAGGAAGGCCUCUGGCUCUGGUCGGAUACUGAUGGAAGAUGCAGAUCGACAAGUUUCAGGUUCAUUUGAAAACAAUGACAGCGAACCUGUGGAGCAUUCAGGGAUUAGAAAAUCAUUCCCUGAAAAUGAACACAAAAGAAACAAAAUCCCUGAGGGUAAGAAGUUCAAGACAAGGUUGGCCUUGGCACACAAAUCUCUCUCAAGCUUAUUUGAGUCCAAAUGUCCAGAAAAGGAAAACACUGAGCAAAGCUCAAAAGCAUCAGUGAAAAAUGAAAAGGAGAAAGCCAAACUUCGCCAGAGCACCUGGAAAGCUUUUCUAAAAAGCAAGGAGGCAGAUGGACUAAAAAGGCCUGUCUUAGUAAAUUUAUUACCCACACAGGAGAGUCUUAAUGCAACUGGUGGCCACGUGUUAACACCAGUAGAGCAACAGCAUAGUUCCAAUGGACACUCUUAUUUAAAAACAGAAACAGAUCAUGGCUCCUCAACGGACUCCAACUGUUUUGACAGCUCUGUGGAGCCCGUUGAUGUCUCUUCACCUGCACGUAUGUGGAGAAGACGAGUACAGUCCCAUGACUUGGGUAUCAGAUACUCUCAGAGUUCAGACUGUGAUGAACAGCAGGAGGUUCUGAGCAACAGUUUAAAUACUUCUCUAGAGGAGUACUGGAUGAAAUCUCCAUUUAGCCCCACUGACUUACAGCUGGCAUUUAGUCAGUCGAGUCCAUCAUGUCCCCAGCUCUCAAAUUCUGAUGGUAAAGACAUGCCUUGUAGGCCCAUGAGUCCCAAACCUCAGAGUUCACGAUCCGCUUCUCAACACAAGAACUUCCGUUAUCCUGGGCGAGUGUGUGCCACUUCCAUGUUUUUUUUUGGGAGCAGCCCUGGAGUGGAAAGCAGCCUGGAGGCUCCUGAGAGACCAAAGACACUGAAACCCAGAGGAAGUCUUUUACACUCGUUGGAUGAUUUCCAGAGGGAUGACAGUGGCAUAAGCAGUCAAUCCCAAAUCAGUUUAAAUACAGCUUCUUCCAUUAGUGACAUGCUCCGAGAUGAGUUUGUAAAACAGGAGUCAAAACAGCCACGCCAAACAGCACCUGAAAAGAGGCCAAAUAAGAAAUGGGUUCCCCAUCGCAAAAGGAGGCCCCCCCGGGUUCCACCAUGCCCACGCCCUGUCUCCACCAUGGAGAGCAAAGCCCAGAGGCUCUUCUUCCUUGCUCCUGAUGAAAAAGCCAAGGAGAUUCCAGAGAGGAGGAGGAAGAGACCCAAACCCCUCUAUAAGUGCUUCAGCUUCGAUGACGUUUGGAUGGAGAGGAAUCAAAAAAGGAAACUAGAGAAGAAGACACAGCCAGAGGGAGGGGUUCAAUUGCAACACCUCCCAGAGGACCCCUCAAAAGCUGGAUUAAGUCCAUCCAUCACAUCUCCUGUUGCCUUUGACAUCCUGCCACUGAAACUGCAUCCGUUUUCCCAGAGCACUCCGACAGGCCUGGACUGCGUGGGCUGGAAACGGCGCAUCUCUGCUCCCGUGAUCACUGACGGAGCGCUGGACAAGACAGCCCUGACGGACGAUGUGGGGAGCGAGGAGGAUCUGUACGAGGACUUCCGCAGCUCCAACCACCGCUACGGCCACCCCGGCGGCGGCGGCGAGCAGCUGGCCAUCAACGAGCUCAUCAGCGAUGGCAGCGUGGUUUAUGCAGAAGCCCUCUGGGACCACGUCACCAUGGAUGACCAGGAGCUGGGAUUCAAAGCCGGCGAUGUCAUCGAAGUAAUGGAUGCCACCAACAAGGAGUGGUGGUGGGGGAGGAUUCUGGACAGUGAAGGCUGGUUUCCAGCCAGCUUUGUUCGGCUGCGAGUUAACCAGGAUGAGCCCAUGGAAGAUUAUCCCCUGAAGGUAGAGGGGGGCAAAGAGGACGACUCCCGACGCUUUGGGAUGGGCCAGAACACCAAAGACCAAAUGAGGACCAACGUCAUCAACGAGAUCAUAAGCACAGAGAGAGACUACAUCAAGCACCUGAAGGACAUUUGUGAGGGUUACAUUAAGCAGUGCCGCAAGAGAGCAGACAUGUUUACGGAAGACCAGCUGAAGACAAUCUUUGGGAAUAUUGAGGACAUCUACAGGUGCCAGAAGAAAUUUGUUAAAGCACUAGAGAAGAAAUUUAACAAAGACCACCCACAUCUGAGUGAGGUUGGCUCAUGCUUCUUGGAAUAUCAAACAGAGUUUCAGAUCUACUCCGAGUACUGCAACAACCACCCCAAUGCCUGCAUGGAGCUGUCGCGCCUCACCAAGGUGAACAAGUACGUUUACUUCUUCGAGGCCUGCCGCCUGCUGCAGAAGAUGAUCGACAUCUCCCUGGACGGCUUCCUGCUCACCCCCGUGCAGAAAAUCUGCAAAUACCCCCUGCAGCUGGCCGAGCUGCUCAAGUACACCAACCCCCAGCACAGGGAUUUCAAGGAUGUGGAGGCUGCCUUAAACGCCAUGAAGAACGUGGCUCGGCUCAUCAACGAGAGGAAGCGGCGGCUGGAGAACAUCGACAAAAUCGCUCAGUGGCAGAGCUCCAUAGAGGACUGGGAGGGAGAAGAUGUCCUAGUCAGAAGCUCAGAACUCAUCUAUUCUGGGGAAUUAGCCAAAAUCUCCCACCCUCAAGCCAAGAGCCAACAGAGGAUGUUCUUCCUCUUCGAUCACCAGCUUGUCUGCUGCAAGAAGGACCUUCUGCGCAGGGACAUCUUGUAUUACAAGAGUCGGAUCAACAUGGAUGACAUGGAAAUACUGGAUGUAGAAGAUGGGAAAGACAAGGACUUCAACAUCAGUGUGAAAAAUGCAUUUAAACUGCACUGCAGAGACACUGAGGAAGUCCAUUUAUUCUGUGCAAAAAAGCCUGAGCAGAAACAGCGCUGGCUGAAGGCGUUCGAGAAUGAAAGGAGGCAGGUGCAGCUCGACCAGGAGACAGGUUUUUCCAUCACAGAGGUGCAGAAAAAGCAGGCAAUGCUGAAUGCCAGCAAGCAGCACCAUGCUGGGAAGCCCAAGGCCGUCACCAGGCCCUACUACGACUUCCUGAUGCGGCAGAAGCACCCCACGCUGCCCACCACGCUCCCGCAGCAGCAGGUGUUCAUGCUGGCAGAGCCCAAGCGCAAGCCCUCGAACUUCUGGCAGAACAUCAGCAGGCUGACACCCUUCCGGAAAUAGGGGCAGCCCCGUGUUUGUGCCUGAACCCCUCCUGAGAAAGCACUUUAUCCGUCAGUCCCGGCAGGCGGAGCCCAGGUUCAUCCGCUCCUGCGUUUACAGAGGAUGGCCCGUGUGCUCCUGCCUCCCCUGUUUAUCGUGCGGCCCGCCUGAGCCGCUGGCUGCCAGGUGAGGCCGCGGGGCCGCGGCCGGCCGCG